Messenger RNA from Helianthus annuus (common sunflower), 948 nucleotides. RefSeq names its product golgin subfamily A member 4-like. The transcript has 2 exons. The record is from RefSeq and is a predicted model, not a curated record. The coding region runs from base 1 to 948 and encodes 315 amino acids. Lineage: Eukaryota; Viridiplantae; Streptophyta; Magnoliopsida; Asterales; Asteraceae.
AUGUCCUUUUUUCGCUAUGCAGAUGUGUUUGCGGAUGAUAUAGAAAUCGAUCCGGCGACAGCUGAUGAGAAGUUUGCUCCGGAGUGGGAUAUUCGGAACAAGGACUCGGUGAUGGUUGACCUUGUUGCUAGAACAUUUAUUUUUAACAUCAGCACCCCAUUAGAUCACAUUCGGAGCAGGAAGAUGAAGAAUUCAGAUUUAGGUGUGGCGGUUCUAUCAAACCAGUACCGCAGGUGGGUCGAAGCGGGGUCGGUGAAAGAGAAUCUGGAGAAGGAAACUCUUUCCUUGAAACGUAAAAGGCAAAAGACUCCGGAUGUUGAGAAGAAGCUUGCUCUACUCUCUCAGGACCUUCAAGCUCAGAAGGAGAAGGUCAAAACUCUGACUACUCAAAAUCAAUCUUCCCGGUUCGCGGCUGCCUCUGCUGCGGAGGAGCGGGACAAAAUUACAUCGGAGUUGCGGAGUUUUGCUGAGUCUUCUAAGAAGAAGGAUGAGGAGCAUAAGGAAGUCCUGGCCAAGAUGGAAGAGUCUAUUUCGAACGUUCGUACGGCGUAUGAGAAUAUGAUCGCAGAGCGUGAUGCCCUCAAAACAGGGGAGGCCGACUUAAAGGCCCGGAUGGACGAAAUGAAAAAUCACCAUAAGGCAGAGAUUGAGGAGCUGAAGCUGGAGAGUGCUGAUUUGACAAAGAAGGUGCAAGAUUUGCAGGCGACCAAGGCUUGGCUUCUUUCGGAGGGAGCGCAAUUGUUAGCAAAAAAUGUUCAUCGAGGACCGGAAAUGACAGCAGCAGUGGCCGCAGUGAACAAUGCUAUGAGCCCUAUUGGAGUCAAUUUCGGUCUUCAUCAGGGUUACGUUCAUGCGCUUAAGAAGAAGACGCCUUUUGCUGAGGUCCCCUUGUUGAACCGUAAUGCUGAAGCUGACUUAAAAACGGCCAAGUUUCUUACGAAUAUUUAA